CGAAAUUUGUUUUGAUUUUGGCAUGGAUAUUUUUAAUAAUCGAGCCGGAUUUUGUCCGUCCUGUGGCUCAAUUUUGCCACCUCUGCAAGUGAAAGGCAAUGUCUUUUGCUUCAACUGCAAACAGGAGUUCUCACCAGAUGUUUACAUCGGUGAGAAAUCCGAAUAUACAAUAAACUUUAACAGCUACGAUCCAAGUGAGCUCAACAAGAAGGUGCAUCGGGAGUCUGAAACGGAGGCAGACGGCCCGGUUGUGGAGCGCAAGUGCCCCAAAUGUGGACACGAAAAAAUGUCCUAUGCAACUUUACAAUUACGUUCAGCGGAUGAAGGUCAAACUGUAUUCUUCACCUGCCUAAAAUGCAAAUACAAAGAAUCGGAGAACUCCUAAAUGCAUAACUUUAGCUGCUAGUCAACAUAUUUCUAUAAAUAAAAAAUACUUAAAAUUAA
This is a messenger RNA of Drosophila grimshawi, 444 nucleotides long. It is a transcript of the gene RpI12, whose product is annotated as DNA-directed RNA polymerase I subunit RPA12. Gene Ontology annotation, cellular component: RNA polymerase I complex. Bases 23 to 385 code for a protein of 120 amino acids. Gene Ontology annotation, biological process: DNA-templated transcription; termination of RNA polymerase I transcription. Lineage: Eukaryota; Metazoa; Arthropoda; Insecta; Diptera; Drosophilidae. Gene Ontology annotation, molecular function: DNA-directed RNA polymerase activity; zinc ion binding; nucleic acid binding. The record is from RefSeq and is a predicted model, not a curated record. The transcript is spliced from 3 exons.